UAUUACCCGUCAUUAGCUGCACGAGUCGGUGAAUUCGCUCCUCCUCUGUCUCUCGGCUUUGUACUCAGAGCUGAACCCACGCCGCGGCUACCUUAUUCAGGAUACAGGAGCUGCUAAACAUCGGAAAAUGGCCCUCCACGUUCCCAAAGCUCCGGGCUUUGCCCAAAUGUUGAAGGAUGGCGCCAAGCACUAUUCAGGACUUGAAGAGGCAAUCUUUCGUAAUAUCAAAGCCUGUAAAGAGCUUUCUCAGACCACACGUACUGCUUAUGGCCCAAACGGAAUGAACAAAAUGGUCAUCAACCACUUGGAGAAGCUGUUUGUCACCAAUGACGCAGCAACAAUUCUCAGAGAGCUUGAGGUGCAGCAUCCAGCAGCCAAAAUGAUUGUGAUGGCAUCCCAUAUGCAAGAGCAGGAAGUUGGGGAUGGUACAAACUUUGUCUUGGUGUUUGCUGGAGCUCUGAUGGAACAGGCCGAGGAGCUGCUCAGAAUGGGCCUGUCUGUGUCAGAGAUUAUUGAAGGCUAUGAGCAAGCAUGUAAAAAGGCUCUGGAGAUCCUGCCAGACUGCGUAUGUUCCUCAGCCAAGAACCUCCAUGAUGUUAACGAGGCCACAUCUCUGAUCCGUACAGCAGUCAUGAGUAAACAGUAUGGCAAUGAAGACUUCCUUGCCAACCUCAUUGCAAAGGCCUGUGUAUCCGUCUUCCCGGAGUCUGGCAAUUUCAAUGUUGAUAACGUCAGAGUAUGCAAGAUUUUGGGCUGUGGGGUGACUGCAUCUAAUGUGCUACAUGGGAUGGUUUUUAAGAAAGAGGCAGAGGGAGAUGUCACAUCUGUUAAAGAUGCCAAGAUCGCUGUCUUCUCCUGCCCCUUUGACUGCAUGGUGACAGAGACCAAGGGCACGGUUUUGAUAAAUAAUGCACAGGAGCUCAUGGAUUUCAGUAAGGGAGAGGAGGAUAUGAUGGAGGCUCAGGUCAAGGCAAUCAAGGAGGCUGGCGCCAGUGUGGUGGUAACUGGAGGAAAAGUGGCUGACAUGGCGCUGCACUAUGCCAACAAGUACAAGCUCAUGGUGGUCAGGCUUAACUCUAAGUGGGACCUCAGGAGGUUGUGCAAAACUGUAGGAGCUGUAGCCCUGCCCAGGAUGAUGGCUCCUACUCCUGAGGAGAUGGGACACUGUGACAGUGUCUACCUGACAGAGGUGGGGGACACUCAGGUGGUGGUCUUCAAACACGAAAAAGAGGAUGGUGCCAUCUCAACAGUGGUGAUCAGAGGAUCCACUGACAACCUCAUGGAUGAUAUUGAGAGAGCUGUAGAUGAUGGAGUCAACACCUUCAAGGUUCUGGUCCGGGACAAACGACUGGUACCUGGAGCAGGAGCCACAGAGAUUGAGCUGGCCAGACAGAUCACCUCCUAUGGAGAGUCCUGCCCAGGCCUGGAGCAGUACUCCAUUAAAAAGUAUGGUGAAGCCUUUGAGAUACUGCCACGUGCACUGGCUGAGAACUCUGGUGUGAAGGGGAAUGAGCUUAUUUCUAAACUGUACUCUGCACAUCAUGAGGGAAACAAAACCAUGGGCUUCGACAUUGAGGGAGACGGCCCUGCUCUAAAGGACAUGCUUGAAGUCGGCAUUCUGGAGCCUUAUCUGGUCAAAUACUGGGGCAUCAAACUGGCCACCAAUGCUGCCAUCACAGUACUGAGGGUUGAUCAGAUAAUCAUGGCCAAACCAGCCGGGGGGCCUAGAGCUCCCCAGGGCAAGAAGGACUUCGAUGAAGAUGACUGAACCUCAUGUUUUUCAGCUGAUGCUCUUUAAAGCCCGAACGCUCCCUCAUGGAUUCAUAAACCUGUUUUCUACCUGUGUAUUUAAAGCUCAACAGUUUGGCUGAUUUUGUGGGAAUGACCACACAUUGGUUGGCAAAGAUAUAUGUGACAGUAAAAUGUAUGGACGGCACCGUUUGCUUUUUAUGUUACUAGUCCCAAAUAAAAGACACUUGCGUUGUCA
Monopterus albus (swamp eel) is the source of this 1987-nucleotide messenger RNA. RefSeq names its product chaperonin containing TCP1, subunit 8 (theta) (gene cct8). The record is from RefSeq and is a predicted model, not a curated record. Bases 128 to 1768 code for a protein of 546 amino acids. Gene Ontology annotation, biological process: protein folding. NCBI's taxonomy places the organism in Eukaryota, Metazoa, Chordata, Actinopteri, Synbranchiformes, Synbranchidae. The transcript is spliced from 15 exons. Gene Ontology annotation, molecular function: ATP binding; ATP hydrolysis activity; ATP-dependent protein folding chaperone.